This is a messenger RNA of Notechis scutatus (mainland tiger snake), 996 nucleotides long. Lineage: Eukaryota; Metazoa; Chordata; Lepidosauria; Squamata; Elapidae. The record is from RefSeq and is a predicted model, not a curated record.
AUGAAAGAACUGGCAAUGGAUAAAUUAACAGCUUUUGUAAGAGAAAAAGUCACUGAAGAAAUUAAUCUACAAAGUGCUAUAAUUUCUUUUUCAGAUGCAGAUGACUGCUUCCUAUGUUCAGAAUAUGAAUAUACAAACCAAUUUCACAAUCUUUGUAUUCCAAAAUGCAUCAUAUUUUUGUCUUAUGAAGAAACUCUGGGAGUUGGCCUGACAACUGUUGCUUUCUUUUUUUCUUUCAUCUCGGCUUUGGUGCUGCAUAUAUUCAUUAAAAACAGAGACACUCCCAUUGUCAAAGCCAACAAUAGAAACCUCACCUAUAUUCUUCUCAUUGCCCUCUUCCUCUCCUUCCUUUGCACUUUGCUUUUCAUUGGGGAACCUGACCAAGUAAAGUGUCUUAUGCGACAAACUACCUUUGGCAUCAUCUUUUCUGUAGCCCUUUCUUGUAUAUUGGGCAAAACAAUCAUAGUGGUUCUUGCUUUCAUGACCACCAAGCCAGGCUCCAAAAUGAGAAAAUGGGUGGGGAAAAGGCUGGCCAAUGUUAUCAUUCUUUCUUGCUCCCUAGUGCAAGUCACCAUCAGUAGUAUAUGGCUGGCAAUUUUUCCCCCAUUCCCAGAUUCAGACAUGUAUUCCAUGGCUGAAGAAAUUGUCCUAGAAUGUAAUGAAGGUUCGACCUUCAUGUUUUAUACUGCCCUUGGUUUUAUGGGUUUCUUAACUGCUAUCAGUUUCACAGUGGCUUUCCUUGCUAGGAAGCUACCUGAUAGUUUCAAUGAAGCUAAAUUUAUCACCUUCAGCAUGUUGAUCUUUUGCAGUGUUUGGAUAUCAUUUGUUCCCACCUAUCUGAGCACCAAGGGGAAGUACAUGGUGGCUGUGGAGAUCUUCUCCAUUUUGGCUUCUGCCGCUGGUUUACUGGGCUGCAUUUUUGUCCCCAAAUGCUACAUUAUUGUUCUGAGGCCUGAUCUGAAUAGAAAGGAACAGUUGGUAAAGAAACAAAACUGA